Messenger RNA from Falco peregrinus (peregrine falcon), 4684 nucleotides. Its product is annotated as sodium-dependent lysophosphatidylcholine symporter 1-like. Lineage: Eukaryota; Metazoa; Chordata; Aves; Falconiformes; Falconidae. Gene Ontology annotation, cellular component: membrane. The coding region runs from base 1332 to 2762 and encodes 476 amino acids. Gene Ontology annotation, biological process: carbohydrate transport. Gene Ontology annotation, molecular function: symporter activity. The record is from RefSeq and is a predicted model, not a curated record. The transcript has 15 exons.
GUCAUGCUUCCAGGUGGUCAUGAAGAUGCUGAGCUGCACACGUUAAGCCAGGAGGGAGCUCUUCCACAGGGGACAGUGGUCGGCAGAGAGGACAGCAACCCACCUGCUGCACUCUGAGCUGUGCUGGAGCUGCGCAGUGAUCAGGAAAGCUGAAACGUGGUGUACACCAGGAACCCGAGAUGCUGACAAGCCCUGAGCAUCAUCCAAGGCAGGCUGUGCUGAAGUGGGAGGUCAGCCCUGGUCUCCAGGCAUCUGUGCUGCAACCCCACCACUGCUCCUCUGAUCCCAACCGAACAGCCUCUAGCAAUGGUCUACUCCUAGGAGAGCUGAGCUGCGGCCAAGGCUAUGUGCUGCUUCAGCCAAGUGGAAAGCCGCCCCCCGAUCGGCUGUCUGCUUUCUACGUGGUCUCACGCUGUAUGCUGCAGGAUACCCCUGGUCUUGUGUGGUGCAGAGGUGUAUCACGCUAAACAGAAAGCUCAGUUCAGGGCUGGGAAGAGAUCAGUGCUGUAGGUUGCCCCUGGGAACUUGCCAGGUACUUGAGGCUUGGUACGGUAUUUACUAAAGCUAACCACAUCCAAAUAAAAUAGUGGCUUUGCCAUCAGUCCUUUUCCUGUGCGCUGAAACGUUCCUUGUGUUUUCCCUGUUGAUCUGUAGAAAUCCCCUGGGCUCCAGCCUUUGCAGUCUCUCUUCUCAGACUCCCUCUGUUACAGGUCACUAAUCACUAAUGCAAUGUGUACUUUUUAAUAUUAAAGAACUUGAACCACUGGAUUGUAGGUCAAUAGAAUAGGAAAGGACGUUAGACCCGCUCAGCAGAUAGCACGGUGUCUGGCAUUAGAUACAUAUCACGUUUGUUAGCAGCCUGUAAUCUUACACAAACGUGCCUGUGAGGAGAAUCAAGGUGAAAUGCCAGGAUGUGGCCCUGGUGACAAGACAAGCCUAAGACAAGCAGAUGAGGCAGAUGUCCACCGAGCAGCUUUUGCCUUGGGGCCUUGGCUGGUGGAGGAACAGAUGUGGGCCGGUGGGGUGUGGCGAGGAAAGUGGCUCGAAGCGCUGUGCAAGAGACCUCGAAGGUUUAUGAAGAAUAGGAAACGCCGCUGAGCAGGACCUCAGGAGUCGGGCUGCUGCCUGCAGGCAGAUUGCGCGUAGGAAGCUCUGUGCCCUGACCCACCAAGAUUUCCAGCAGCUGGGGAAGGACUCCACAACACCCCAAAUGCCGUGACCACCUUGCUUGUGAAUAUCAGGUGGAGUGAUGUCCAGGCAAAGGACAGGAGAAUCCAGGACUGACGCUCUGCAGAAAGAUUUGCUAUGCUGUUGGGGGCAUUCCCUACCAGAUGACAGGCAAUGCCCUUGGGUUUUUCCUCCAGAUCUUCCUGUUGGAUGUUGUGCAGCUGGAGCCAUUCCAUGCCUCUUUGAUCAUUUUCCUUGGAAGAGCUUGGGAUGCAGUUACUGACCCUGCUAUUGGCUUCUUAGUCAGCAAGAGCCCAAGGAGAAAAUAUGGCAAGCUGAUCCCAUGGAUCGCAUGCUCCAUGCCGUUCGGGGUGCUCUGCUACUGCAUGAUGUGGUCCACCCUCUCAGAUGCCACCCCCACCUCCCUGAAAUUCCUGUGGUACCUGUUCAUGUACAGCUUCUUCCAGACUUGCAUGACUUGCCAUCAUGUGCCAUACUCUUCCCUGACAAUGUUCCUGGGAGGAACCCAGAGAGACCGUGACUCAGCCACUGCCUACAGAAUGGGGUUUGAGGUGUUCAGCACACUCCUUGGAUCAGGAAUCCAGGGGCAGAUUGUGGGCAGCUACCAUGCCCGCAUGAUGAAUGACUGUUACGUGCCAAACGAGACCCUGCCCAACACCAGCACCCACCACCUCACAGACUCGCUGGAGAACACACGUAGGGCCUAUGUAUUUGCAUCCCUGGUCCUGGGCUCGAUCUAUUGCCUGUCCUGUCUGAUUCUCAUCUUUGGAGUCAGGGAACAGCCUGCUCCAGUGCCAGCCCUGCUGUUUCUCCUCCCAGGGCCCCUCAACCCCCUGGGGAAGGCUGAGCUGUCCUUUGUCAGCUGCCUGAAGAUGAUUGUGGGACACAAGCCCUACACCCAGCUGCUGUGUGGCUUCCUCUUUGCAUCCCUGGCCUUUCAGAUCACACAGGGGAUCUUUGCCUUCUUCUGUACUCAUGCUGCAGGGCUAGCUGGGAAGUUCCAGCAUUUAGUGAUUAUCAUGUUGGUCACAGCUUCCCUCUCUAUUCCCUUUUGGCAGUGGUUUUUGGGGAGAUUUGGAAAGAAAACAGCAGCAUCGCUGGGUCUGGCGCUGAUCAUCCCAGCCCUGGUAGCCAUCACCCAGGUGACACACAACUUCCUGGCCUUCAUCUUCUUGGUGAUCAUGGCAGGCUGCAGCAUGGCUGUGCUCUACCUUUUACCAUGGUCCAUGCUGCCAGAUACUGUGGAUGACUUCAUGCUGAGGAACCCCAGCUACCUCAACCUGGAAGCUCUCUUCUACUCGUUUUAUGUCUUCUUCAACAAGUUUGCAGGUGGCCUCGCUGUGGGGAUAUCGAUACUGAGUUUACAUUUCGCAGGUUACCGUGCUGAAAAGUGCAUGUACAACCCCUCCGUCGUCCUCAUCCUGCAGCUUCUCAUGGCCCCAGUCCCAAUAAGCCUGCUGCUCAUUGCCAUAAUCAUCUUCUGCCUCCAUCCCAUCAAUGAGGAGAGGAGGAAGCAGAUGAGAAGAAAGAUGGAGGAAAUGGGACAUCAGGUACAGCGUGGCAGCGGAGAAUAAACCCAGGGCUGAAGUGGGUGAGUUCUUUGGGAAGGACACGGAUUUGCUGCCCUGUCAGGAUGUGCUGCUGUCAGGGAAAGUCACCGCUUCCUGUUGUUUCCUGUUCCCUGUCCCAAAGGCCUGUUUUGCAUCCUGACCCACUUCCCUCUCCUGGCUGGCAGGCACGGGAUGGGGAGGGGGUCCUGCUGCAGCUCCAGCCCUGCCACCUCAUCAGAGCUGCUUUCUCCAGGGUUUGGCAGGUCACGACAGAGCUGGGCAAGGGAGAUCUGUGCUGUCCUUCUGGGAGACACUGCAGUGCCAGAGAGGAAGGAACCCUGCCAGCCCCAGAGCAGUGCUCACACACACCGGGGUGCAGAGGUGUCACAUAACCUUGUGGGAAAGCAUGCACAAAGAACACGGAGAUUAUUUUUGAGAGGACCAGGUUUUAGGGAAAAUACUGCAAAGAUAGUGCACAUCUUUGUGCUUAGACUGCCCUUUCACAGGGAAAGGUUUCAAGUUUCUUUGAACAAGGGUGAAGUUCAAGCCAGCAGUGUUUUAAAGCAUGUGCAGUGACAAUGACACCUGGUAGCAGGGUAGUAGAAGCCAGCUCUGUCCAUCUACCUUGGUCUUGUUAGCUGAGUCACUACUGGGAAAGCAGGAGCUUCCUGGUGCAAGAGACUGUGGGAAUGGGCUGCACUGCCUCAGGUCAGGCAGCUGGGGGGGGGUGUGUCUGGCAGCUUGUCCUGGUUUUUGGUUGGGAGGUUACAUCAGAAGUGUCAAAUGAAUGUCAAGAGACGAGUUGCUUUUAAAUUGUAGCCCAUAGCUAGAGCAUCUUGCAAGAGCUGCUCAGCACCCCCACAUCUCUCCUGGCAACAGUGAGGGGGCAGUGGGGGGAAGAAGAGAAAUCAGCCAUCUCGUGGCUGGUAGCACUGAGCUGUGUUCAGCCUUGUGCAGAAGCAGAGCAAUGAGGCUGGUUAUUUUUAGGGCUAGAGCUGUAUCUGACCGUUGGUUGACCUUGCAGUUCUCCACUCUGGUGCACACUGGCAGGAUCUGAGCAAAUUGCUCCCCAGUUGUGUGCUGAAUUAAUUUGAAGCCUUAAGUCUUGUGGCGCAACCUUGCCAUGGGUGAGGGAGAUGGUGUUUUUGCGCUGUGCCAGGGUACCUGCAGGAGCGUCACAACAGCGCAGAUUCAGAACAAUUUCACAGCAGCACAAAGAGCAUCCUCCCAUCGUGCCCCCUCCCCCCUGUCGUCCCUGUCCCUCGUCCCCACCUUUUUUUUUUCCUUUCUUUUUUUGUUGUUUUGUUUUCUGGAGUGUGAAGGAUGUUCCUUGGGAUCACCUGACUAAACCCAUGGUCAGGUGUGUUGGGAUGCACUGCCCUCUGCCACGUUCCUUUCAGCCUUGCUGCCUCUGGAUUUACAAACAAGCAAAUGCCUUUGAGCACUGAGGAAAUGCUCUGAUUGUCGAGCGUUUAAAGUCCUGCAGAAGCAUGAAUUACAGAAUCAUAGAAUCGUUUAGGUUGGGAAAGACCUUUAAGAUCAUGGAGUCCAACUGUUAACCCAGGGCACUGCCAAGUCCACCACUAAACCAUGUCCCUAAGUGCCACAUCUACACGUCUUUUUAAUACCUCCAGGGAUCUAGUCUCCACCACUUCCCUGUGCAGCCUGAUCCAGAGCUUGACAACUUGACAAACCUUCUCUUCAAAGGCACACACGCUCCUUGGAACAGAGGAGUGGGCUUGAUCUGGAGCUCCCAACCUGCAGCACGGGCUGUGAACAGGCCACGGGCCACUGCAGAGCAGGACAGACCCCAUGCAGAGCAGGGAGCUGCUGAUGGCGUGCGUGGUGCCUGCCAGCCCCGCAGCUGCCUGGGGUGGUGCUUCUGUGUAGCAAAUAAUGUCCCAUUUAUUUUUUACAGUAUUAAAUCUGAAUGGUCAUGCUUUUCA